Molecule: messenger RNA, 981 nt
Organism: Acanthocheilonema viteae
Lineage: Eukaryota; Metazoa; Nematoda; Chromadorea; Rhabditida; Onchocercidae
Source: the annotation of a GenBank genome assembly
AUGUCUUGGAUUCGAGAACUAGAAAUAGUACUCUUUUCAGUCGAACUAUUGAUUCUUUCUAGCAUUGAACAGAUGAGUGAAUCCUUCAAUGAUAGUCCAUUACCUAGGCUGUCAUCGGUUUACGGAGUAUUCCCGAACAUUUCCAUCAUAAAUCAACAACAAUCCUCGAGAGAAAUGAUUGUCCCGAAGGGAGCAACAAGAUGGAUAGGAGCUGCUGUAAAACUCCCAUUCAAAAAUAUUAAUAUUCAAGGUCUUAAUUCGCCUGCUUUACAUCGAGAUUCACCGGAACCGUAUUCUGGAUUUGGAAUUAUUCGUUUAUAUAGUAUGCGUUUUUGCCCAUAUGCUGAGCGAGCUAUAAUUUAUUUAGCUAAAAAAGGACUACCAGUGGAAAUAAAAAACAUCAAUCCAGAAAAUGUACCAAAAUGGUUUUUGAAUAAAAGUCCACUCGGUCGAGUGCCAGCUCUUGAAAUGAAUGGCGUUACAAUUUACGAGUCAUCAGUGAUUGCUGAAUAUCUCGACGAAAUAUUCCCGGAAACAGCUAUUCUUCCGCGUCAUCCACUUUCCAAGGCUAAUCAGAAAAUUCUUGUUGAAAGGAUGUCACCGUUCAUUUCUAUAAUGUUCAAAAUUUUACAUCCAAAUAAUGCUACCAUUCAACAAAACGUUGACAAAUCAUUGCAUAAUGCUCUCCGGGAUGCCGAAACUUUAUUAAUGGAUGACUUUUACGGAGGAAAAGUAUUAGGUUUUGCCGAUAUAAUGAUAUGGCCAUUUUUGGAAAGAUUACAACUUGUAACAGUUAAUCCUUACACAGAAUUCAGAUAUUUCCCAGGUAUUUAUUAUCCGAAAAUGGGCGCAUAUAUGGCUCGUAUGCAAAGACAACCGGAAAUACUAUUUGCUCAACGUCCAAUUGAGCAGCAUGCAGCGUACGUGAACAGCUUUCUAACGGGCCAUCCUAAUUAUGAUAUCGGUAUCAAUCAACCAUAA